UGCGAUUGCCAGAAUUAUUAGUCGAUUUCAAGUCCAAGUAUCGUUGGAUGUGUUGAGGAGUCGUCUGCGAUACAAUAAAUAUGGCGUACCGUGGUGUGAAAGGUUCUGAUCCGUUUGUUUCGAAAACAUCGCGAAAUGAACGUUUUGCGCAAAUGUCAAAGCAAGAGCAAAUUAUUCAGCAAAAAAAGCUUGAAAUACAAGCAAAGAUGCAAGAGCAAAAAGCAAAAGAAGCUGUGGAAAACUUGAAAAAGACAAAUACGAUAGCUCCGAAUUUGAUAGAAAAUAAAACGAAUUGUUCCAAAAAAGACGAAAACAAGUCAGUGAUAUCUCAAACCAUUAAUUUAUUUGCUAAUGAUGGCAGCUUUUUGGAUCAAUUUAAAAAAAUUGCAAGUAAUAAGGUAACAGGAAAAACAGAGACGAUGUUUCCUUUGAAGAUAGAAGAAAAAAUGGAAGAAAGUGCACAGGAUAAGGAACGAAGAAGAAAUAACGACAGAAAUACAGACUGGGAAAAUAGGAAAGACCGCAGGAGGGAGGAUUCUCAUUGGGAAAAGAGUUCUGACAAAAGACAUAGCUCUUCUUCCAGUCCGUCUCCUACUAAACGUUCAGCAUCUCAAGGUCCAGAAGCUAGACAUUCAUUUAAUCAAGUAACUUCUAACGAUCAACGUAUGCAGCACAGCAAUCAACAGUUUCUUUCUCGGAAUGGAAAUCUAUCUGCUGUUCCAUCCCUUGCAUCUCAACCUAUAACGUAUCUCACAGGUGUACCAUCACCUAAUGUGAGAAGUAUCGUAACCAACGUACCUCCUCCAAAUUUAUCAAAAAUGCCUCCUCCGAAAAGUAUGUGUAGCACUUUCCCUAGACUGGAUGACCAAUCUGGAGAUCCAAGAAUGCCAAUAACAUCACCCCAUACAGUCCGUCCACCUCCACCUCCACCUCCUAUACCUGUGCAACCUGUUCCACCAAACACCAACGUACCUCCACCAAAUAUUCAUAUUUCUCGGACAAUACCAUCUAAUUUACAAAGUUUACCACCACCACCACUGCCACCUUCAACCGUUCCAUUAGCAUCUUUAUUAUCUACAUCGUCAUUAACGUUGCCAACGUCAUCAAUGUCGCCAACAUCGUCAUUGCUGUUAUCAUCCCCACCACCACCACCACCACUACCACAAUCGUCCCCAUUACUCUCAUUAUCAUCUUCCUGCUCUACUUCUUCUGCUAUCUCCUGUUGCCCCAAUUCCUCCUCCUCCUUCUCCUCCUCCACUUCUUCCUCUUCUUCGUUUACAUUGACAUCAACAACACUACAACUACCUUCACUGCUAAAAUCGCCAUUGCCGUCGCCAUCGCCAUCGUCAUCGUCACCGUCAUCAUCGUCCUCGUCAUCGUCCUCAGCAUCAUCGUCAUUGACGCCAUCGUUGUUACCGUCCUCUUCGUCAUCAUCGUCGUGAACGUAUCCUUCUAUAUUAUUGGUAUCAUCAGAAUCGAGUACGCGACGACACUUAGCUUCAACCGGACAACAAUGCGGUGUACCACCUCCUACACCAUUACAACCUAUGAACUUGCCACCUCCAAACAUUCCUCCUCCUAAUAUGUUACCAACAAUGACACAAAUGCCACCAAGCAUAAUGUCGAUUCCGGCUACGCAGACAAUCGUGGUCAGUGUACCGAAUGCGUCAAACGUGCCAAAUGUCCCAAACGUCCCACCGCCAAAUGUAAUACCAUCUGUGAUGAUGUCCGCUCCACCACCAGUCCACAAUGUUGCCUCGAAUAUGAAUUCAAUUCCAGCGCCCAAUCUUAAUAUUCCACCUCCGAAUGUACCACCCCCUUCCUUAAUUCCAAACGCCAGACCGCCGCUUUCUUUAAUGUCGACCAGUUACCCUCUUCCUAAUCAAGUCGCUCAGGUACCUAUGGGACCACCUAAUGUACAAGUGCCACCACCAGUGAGGCCAUUGACUGAUCUACAAGCCUCUGAACAGCUAGUGUGUCCCGUAGAGGCUGAGCAGCUGGCACGCAUCGUCGCUGACUGUGGGGAUGAAAUCGAACAAGAAGCACGAGAGAAGAAUGCCCAAGAUCCUAAAUUAUGGUUUCUGCACCAAAAGCAAAGUGCAGCCUAUAUGCAGUACAGGGGAUUGGUGGCAAAAUUUCGCACUGAAAAAUCCGUUAAGGAAAAUAAAAACGCCGGCGCGGAACUCUAUUGUCCGGAAGAAGCUCUCAGCGAUAAUGACGAUAGCGAUCAAGGUCCUACCGCUAACAAGCAUGUUUCACCACAAGAAAAGAAACGAGAGAGAGAGAGCGAUAACAAUUCUACAGAUCGAUCAAAGGAAGACAAUAAGGAAGAACGUAAACGAAAAAGACGUAGCCGAUGGGGUGAUCCAGAUAAUAAGGUGCCUGUAGCAGAAAUGAACACGUUAACCAGCCAUAAUAAACAGCAAAGUAGUAGUGGCUUUUCACAGCCAGGUAUCGCGAUUCCUGGACAAAUUGGACAACCGGCUGUUAUAAUUCCAUCACCAAAAGUGCAACGUACGGAAACAAAGAACCCUAUGUUAACUAAAAUAUCAAGGAACGAUCCAGCCUUGAUACAAUAUGCUCGGCAAACUUUUGGUACGUUAGAUCUCACUGAAGAGCAAUGGAAAAAAGCCGAAGAUCAUUACAAGAUAAAUCUUCUCUACCAAAACUUAUUAAGAAAAAGAGAAGAAGUAAGACGUUUAGAAGCACAGGGCAAGCACAAAUACGAAUACGACAGUGACGAAGAGACGGAAGGUGGUACUUGGGAACACAAACUCAGAUCUGCCGAAAUGGAGGCUACUCAGAUGUGGGCUGAAGAAUUGACGGCCCAAGCAGAAGGAAAGCAUCAUAUUGGUGAUUUCUUGCCACCGGAUGAACUUAAAAAAUUUAUGGAACAAUAUAACGCAGUUAAGCAAGGGAAGGAACCUGACCUAAGCGAUUACAAGGAGUACAAACUAAAAGAAGAUAACAUCGGAUUUCAGAUGCUACAAAAACUUGGUUGGAGCGAAGGACAAGGAUUAGGUAGCGAAGGCAAUGGUCGCAUCGAACCCAUUAAUAAAGCAACCAAUAGAUUCGACAGUGCUGGUUUAGGUUCCGAAAGACCGGAUGGUGUAUCCAGGGACGACGAUGAAUUCGAUGCCUACAGAAAGAGGAUGAUGCUUGCCUACAGAUUUAGGCCUAAUCCUUUGAACAAUCCUCGAAGACCUUAUUAUUGAAAAGAAGGUGACAUUAGUAGAUCGUAUUCGAGGCAUUAUAUAUCGUGAUGUUCCAUUUAGUUGGAAGAUAAAUUGUCAUUAUUUUGUACAUUUGAAAUAUAAUACUAAACGUACAGAUUACAGUUAUAGUUACAGUGACAUAAUAAAUGAAAUCCCAAUCUUGUUUCUAUUUCUAUAGAUGUUUACUCUGUUUUUCUUAUUGUAUGUAUGUACGAUUAUGAAUGCUCAUUAGAAUUAUUAAAUGAAAUAUGAACUGUGAAUGUUUUGUUACAUAUAUUAUUUGUACGUAGGUUUCAUAUUUGAUGCACCGUGCGAUAUGUAUUGGAUUGUAGAAGCAUCGAUUAAGUACAGAGUAGACGUAACAUAAUUAUAUGGGGCUU
Messenger RNA from Bombus impatiens (common eastern bumble bee), 3595 nucleotides. RefSeq names its product YLP motif-containing protein 1. The transcript is spliced from 10 exons. Gene Ontology annotation, molecular function: RNA binding. The record is from RefSeq and is a predicted model, not a curated record. Gene Ontology annotation, cellular component: nucleoplasm. Gene Ontology annotation, biological process: RNA processing. Lineage: Eukaryota; Metazoa; Arthropoda; Insecta; Hymenoptera; Apidae.